GAGGCGGGGCCUACAGGCUGUGCACAGGCCUAGCGCAGCCGGACUAAACAUUUGCACUUCAGCAGCGCUGUCGGUAUCCAGAAGGAGCCCAGUUCACCUACAGCGCCGCGCAUCCUCAUUCCCGACCACCCUCACUAUGACUGCUGACGAGAUGAAGCCUGAGGGACCUGAACACUUCACAAUGGAUGGCUCCGAUAUCACCCCCAAAGGAGAUCAGGGAGUCCUGAAGCUUAUAAAGAAGGAGGGAACAGGGGAGAAUACCCCAAUGAUUGGUGAUAAAGUCAGUGUUCAUUACACGGGUUGGCUAACGGAUGGAACCAAGUUUGAUUCCAGCAGGGACAGGAAGGAUAAGUUCACCUUUGACCUUGGGAAAGGGGAAGUGAUAAAGGCAUGGGACAUAGCUGUAGCAACCAUGAAGGUUGGGGAAAUCUGCCAAAUAAUUUGCAAACCAGAGUAUGCCUAUGGCACGUCGGGAAGCCCACCCAAGAUACCACCCAAUGCUGUGCUGAUAUUUGAGGUGGAGCUGUUUGACUUCCAAGGGGAAGACCUGUCACAGGACGAGGACGGAGGAAUUAUCCGCAGGAUACGAGUGAAAGGAGAGGGCUAUUCUAAACCCAAUGAAGGAGCAGUGGUGGAAUUACAUCUAAAGGGCAUGCACAAUGGCAGCGUCUUCGAUGAAAGGGAGUUGAAGUUUGAGGUGGGCGAAGGAGAGAGCAUCGGGAUCCCUCCUGGUGUGGAAAUUGCAAUUCAGCAAAUGGAGAAGGGAGAGGAAGCUGUUUUGUAUCUGAAGCCAAAAUAUGGAUUUGGCAUUGCCGGGAGUGCAAAAUACCAGAUUCCGCCUGGAGCAGAGCUGCAAUAUGAUAUCAGAUUAAAGAAUUUCGAGAAGGCUAAAGAGUCAUGGGAAAUGAACGCAGAGGAGAAGCUUGAGCAGGGCUGUCUCGUGAAAGAACGUGGAACCAAGUAUUUUAAGGAUGGUCGUUACCGUCAGGCCACUAUCCAAUACAAGAAGAUCGUACAGUGGUUGGAACAUGAAUCAGGCCUAUCAAAGGAAGAAGAUGCCAAAGCGAAAUCACUUAUAUUGGCAGCUUCUCUUAACCUGGCUGCGUGUUACCUGAAGCUGGGGGAGCAACGAGCUGCACUAGAGUACUGCAACAAGGCCCUGGAACUUGAGCCCAGCAAUGAAAAGGGUCUUUUCCGCAGGGGAGAAGCCUUCAUGUGCACCAACGAUCUGGAGCAUGCUAGGAAUGACUUUACAAAAGUGCUCCAGCUAUAUCCAUCCAACAAAGCGGCUCGUGCCCAACUAGGGCACUGCCAGGUUCGUAUUCGCCAGCAGACGGAGCGAGAGAAAAAGAUCUAUGCUAACAUGUUCCAGAAGCUAGCAGAAAAAGAAAGCACGGAGGUUCCACCCACCCCCAGUGACAUAGAAAUGAAAGAACCUGAUGAGAAUGGAUCACUAAAGAGCAUGGCAGCAGAUGCAUAGGAUGGGCUAAAACCCUCAGUUUUUAUUAUUUAAGGAUCCUUCUUUGUUACUGACCCAGAUCUUUCUACGUAAACAGUGGAAUUGGGGUAGUUUUGCAAGGAGGGUGCUGACAUGGUUUGCACUAAAACUCAUCAAGCUCCCUGUCCAUUUGUUCGGGCUGAGGUGGUGACUCCUGUUCAUUCCGGCCUCUUAACUCGAGUCUCAGGACUGCAGCUCCCAUAACCCUCUCACAUGGAUAAAGUGUAAACAGACAGACAGUCACUAGUCUCAAGGACUGACAUGUCUCUCUCAGUAAUAGCCACCUUCCAUUUUUACCCCCGUAACGUGAUCUCCAAAGGAUAUGCUAUGAUCCCCUCCACUGUACAUUACUUGAUCUUUCCCUUCCAUUGGAAAGCAGCUGGUCAGGGUUCGCCACAUUAUUAUUUUUUUCUAACUUUGACAGUGGCCAUGUGUUUUGUACAUCUGUUUUCUAUCCUGUUGCACACCCACAGCAUUCAGUCUGCCUUCUUUUCUCCCUCUUUUUUUUCUGUUAUGCAAUACUGUUUUAUUGUGUUAAUUUCUUGUCAAUUUAAAAUAAAUGAACAACUGUUUUUCAGAACCGUU
Molecule: messenger RNA, 2083 nt
Organism: Xenopus laevis (African clawed frog)
Lineage: Eukaryota; Metazoa; Chordata; Amphibia; Anura; Pipidae
Gene: fkbp4.S
Product: FKBP prolyl isomerase 4 S homeolog
Cellular component (GO): mitochondrion; nucleus; cytosol
Molecular function (GO): isomerase activity; peptidyl-prolyl cis-trans isomerase activity
Source: RefSeq, marked provisional